Tuber melanosporum (Perigord truffle) is the source of this 4111-nucleotide messenger RNA. RefSeq lists its product as uncharacterized. Gene Ontology annotation, cellular component: cytoplasm; autophagosome. Gene Ontology annotation, biological process: autophagy; protein autophosphorylation; peptidyl-serine phosphorylation. The coding region runs from base 977 to 4111 and encodes 1044 amino acids. Gene Ontology annotation, molecular function: ATP binding; protein serine/threonine kinase activity; protein binding. The transcript is spliced from 7 exons. The record is from RefSeq and is a predicted model, not a curated record. NCBI's taxonomy places the organism in Eukaryota, Fungi, Ascomycota, Pezizomycetes, Pezizales, Tuberaceae.
CACCUCGUUCCCUCCCGAUCUAUACCAUCCACUAGGAUCCCAAGGCUUUUUUCUUUUGCUCUCAGAAAACCACUUUACGCGUGGACACGUGAGGUGGUGUCCUAGAGCUACGCGUUCUCCUUUAAGGUUUUUUUUUUUUGGGGGGGGGUUUUUUCGCCCUUCCCACUUUUCCCACACCUCCCCCCCUGCAGGCUCCCUCAUCCGUCAUCUGCCCGGCCUCGGCUGCAUCCUCUUAGGCUGCUCCCCUUCUCCUUGCCCCGCUGCUUCCUCUUUCUCUCACACACUCCAACAUACACCUGUUCCUCUUGGAAUAUCCUCUCAUUACAUUCCAGCGAACAAGAGCUAGGCGGAGUGAAGGAAAGAGCGAAGGAAGGAAGAAUUAAGGGAGAGAAAAAAAGCAAGAGAGCAGCAGCACCAAGGGUCACACCCUCGCCAAUAAAGACGUCGCAAUUUGAUCUUUCUCUUUUCGUCCAGUCUUUCAGUGACCUGUCUAUCUAUUGGGCAAGAGAACGCACAAUCCAUUCGCACGCUUCGCCCAAGCUUCCCAGGCAGCUAUCUACCUCGACGGUCAAAGAACCCCACUCCACCAACCCACUUUCCAUCAAGAUCUUGACGUAGGGCUGGCCAUUGCGUGGGGCUCUUCACCAGCAGUUCUCACCGGGUCUCCUGCCGUCCACGGAUAUUCCAAUUUAGACUCAAUUCCCGCCCUGAUUGAACGGGGUCUGCGCACAAUUGUCGGGUUAGAACCGCCUUGGAGUUUGGAGGGAUAAAAUAUAUCCACGGGGUGAGAUUCAAUCAUUAUCCCGGCCUAUUUUUUAGAGCCACCUUGCCCUCCAUCACUCUUACCUAUUGGCUCAUCACCCACACCACCCUUCUUUACUCCCCUCUUGUCACCACUAUAAAUACCCCUCAUCCCCCCCGCCCCCGCUGUUUACUCGGUCUUGGAUUCCAAUCGCGUCGUGUUUUGAUUCAGGAAAUGUCAGCGAUGGACGAAGAAGCUACUCAGCCCGCUACCCAACCACUCCCUGUCCACAAUGGAGUCGCGCCCUCGACCGUUCACGGCAACUACCUCGCGGGCGUCCUUUGCCUCCUUCAUCCGAGCUCGCCCGCCGCCUACUCCAUUGUCGAAAAGACAGCUAAGGUAGACCCAGGUGUCGUCCUACGAAUCCCGGCUGCCCAGCAAGGCGAACCUGAGGUCUCAGGGCUAGAUAUCGCUCUUCGACUCUCCCCGGGCCCUAAGGAUCCUGAACUCGGCUUUGUUUUUGGGAGAAAUCCGGCUCGUUGUGACGUUGUUUUUACGGAAUCCAACAAAAGUCGACGGAUCUCUAAUCUACACUUUCGGAUAUAUCAGAAUGCCCAAGGUGUGCUGAUGUUGCAUGACUCUUCGACUAAUGGGACUUGGGUCGAUAAUGUCAAACUCGGCGGCGUGGGAGCGGAUGGCGGAAAGAGCACAGACAACCAGCGUGCUCUAUUUGCAGGAAGUGUGAUUCACCUUGCUCCUGGCGCAAAGCUCUUGAGGUUCAUAGUUCGGAUUCCGACCCAAGAUGGAAUACCGCCUCCUUUUCCACCUCCUAAACUUCCUCUAAAACAUACCCGGUCACCUGCUCGCCAUCUCGCUGCAGAAUUGCGAGAUCCCUUUAAAGUUCAGGGAAAGGGCCGUCAUAUGGCGAAGGCUGUGAAGUAUAACGAUGGAUGGGAUGGUGGGGAAAGGUAUAAGUUCGAGGGCAUUAUCGGGAAGGGUGCCUUUGCCACUGUCAGGAGAGCCAUCGACAGACGAACAGGUGAUGCUUAUGCUGUAAAAUCGAUCCAGAAGCGAGCAUUUGCCCAGAGCAGUGAUAGACAACUUGGUGUGCGAAAGGAAGUUGAGAUUCUCGAAAAGCUAAAUCAUCCCAAUAUUGUUUCGUAUAUCGAUUGCCAUGAGGAUCGCUCCCACAUUUACAUCUUCAUGGAGCUCAUAAAAGGGGGCGACUUGAGUGAAUAUCUUGGGAAACACGGAGCACUCCCUGAGCCUAUGGUUCAGGAGGUUUCACGCCAGGUCUUGCGUGGAAUCGAGUACGUCCAUAGCAUGGGGAUCUCCCAUCGUGAUCUUAAACCAGACAACAUCCUUCUUGCCUGCGAUGACCCUAUCCAGGUCAAGAUAUCGGAUUUCGGACUUGCCAAAAUGGUCCAAAACGAAGACACAUUCCUCAAGACGUUCUGUGGUACAAUGUUGUUUCUUGCCCCUGAAGUUUUCCCAGGCUAUGCAAACGGCCGGGGAGCCAAGCAGAGAAGGAGAUAUAACCAGGCCGUCGAUAUGUGGAGUUUCGGUUGCGUAAUCUUCAUGUUGCUUACGGGGAGUGCUCCAUUCCAAGGCAAGAACCAAGACGACAUGUUAAAGAUUAUUCUUUCUGGCAAAUUCGAUGUGGCCCCUCUCGAGAAGCGUCUGGGGGCCCGCUCCCACCAAGCAAAGGAUUUUAUCAGGCGACUUUUACAAGUUAACCCAGGAAUGAGGAUAAUGGAGACUGAAGCGUUGAGGCACCCUUGGCUCGCGGACGGGAGCGAGGAACAGUCGAGUAUGGAAGUCCAAGAAGAGGAUGAGGAUGAAGGGCUGGACGAAGAAGAUGAUGAGGAAGCCAACGCCAUCAGCAGCUUCGAAAAGGUUGAGAAGCAGCAGGAGAAGUGGAUGAUGGUCCAAGGACCCGAUGCUAGACCCAAGUUCACAGCGAGCCCCCGCAGGCUUGAACAAGAGGAGCUUAGUGAUAAUGACGAGGAAGACAGCGAUGACGAGGAGAUCGAGACACCCAAGCGCGAAGAGCUUCAGGACGUCCAGCUUCGCAAGGCUGUCACCGGCCUAAGUUUCAAGGGUGAAAUACACAUUCCUGCUGUCAGGUUCGAUAGCGGGAGCUCCGAGGGAUCCUUCGCAUCACUUGGAGACGCAGAGUCCAAUCGUGGGUCACGCAGGAUGUUUCACCCCCCUCCCGGUAUCUCUAUUCAAGGGAGCUCUGGUGUCUUUCCAGACCAUGGAUACUCCGCGUUCUCUGACGGCAAUGAUAGCUUGGAAAAUGGCCGACAGGUAGAAGAGGACUUUGUCCCAUCCUCCCAGACGCACGAACCAUUUGAAUAUGAUGAACUCCGCGUCAUUAAGCCACGCGAAGGUACUCGUUCUGGUUCCAUUAGUCGAAGCGUUAGCGGCGGUUCUCUUAGUGGUGCUGAAGCAAUGGUCGGGAAACUCAAAGUCCAUUCACCCUCCCCGAAGGAUACCCCUUCCCCCACCGACGGGGAAUUCCAGCAUCAAAACCAAAUGACACCGCUAGCAGUCAACAGGAACAUGAAUGGCGAUAGUAAUAAUAGGGACAAUAGUCCUACCCCGACUGCUGCCCGCCAAAUUACCCCGACUCCACAUCAACGCUCCCGCCGCACAAGCCCGCAACCCGACUCGUUCGAAUCCCAGGCGGCAGUAGAAUUCUACACUCCUGUGUCACUCUUCAGUUCCAAUAUCCCACCACCCCCCACCACCCCCUUGGCCAUACCCGCAGAUGAGAACCUACCCCCCACCCAGCCCACAAACUUUGAUCACCAUCACAACCGUCAAUUCGCCGUCCCAACAACCCCCUGGGGCCGCCUGGUCCCCAUGCCCGGCUCAAUCCCUCACUCAACCAUCUCCUUGAACAGACACCAGAUCAGCAUCGGCCGCUCCGCGAGCUGCACCCACACGGAAACAGACAUACGCAUAUCAAAAUACCACAUUGCCUUCCAGCUUUCGCCCCCGGACUACGACGUGGACGAGGGCAGCUUCCAGCCAGCGAAUAACAUGAUCGCCUGGUACUACGUGAGGGGCACCAACGGCAUCAUCUUGAACGGGAAGAAGAAGCAUAAGGGCCGAAUCGGAAGGAUCUACGAUGGCGACGUUGUCUACCUAUUCAAGGACUGCAAACCUGGCGACGUGGUCGAGUUCCUGGGAUUCAGGUGCGAGUUUGGCAUCGGACAGCACGUCCGGCUUGUCGAAGAACAAAGCGAUUAUGAAGAGGAGGUGUUUGCAAAUGCCUAUGGGACCGCGACGGGGAGUAUGGCUACUACUAUGGCGGUUGGAACGUCGAAGGGGACGAAUGGGUCGAUUGAUGGCGUGGCUUGA